AUGAAUACAAUAGCAAAAUGGCUCUUCGGCAUCAAAGACUACCGCGUCCUCCUCCUCGGCGACGACAGCAGCGGCAAGACAACCCUCCUGUACCGACUGAAAUUCGACUCGGUCCCUGUGGACCCGAUCCCGACGCGGUAUUUCGAGGCUGAGUGGGUGACGUACCCGGCGACCUCUGAGUGGUACAUUUGGGAAAUGAGGACGAACCGCGAAAUGCAACCCCUGAUAUUCCGCGAGCUGAACCCUUCUCUGCUGGUCCUCUGGCUGCACGACUGUACGAGGAAUGAAGAUGGUGUCCCGGAUAUGUUCGAGCGGGUGCUUCGUGAGAUGGUUCGGGCCGGAUGCCGGUUUAUCUGGGUGGGGCUGAACAAGCAGGAUGAUCCCGGUGUGGACUCAAACACAGUGCGAGAUGCGCGGCAGAUGUACGAGGAGGUUUUGCUCAAGUACAAUGGGAAGAUCAGUUGGAAGGUCUUGACGCAUAAGUUGAGUGGGAAGACAGGGGAAGGCGCAAUCGAGGUUCUCGAUGAGUUUCAUGAGACGGUGCGGAGGGUGGGUUUGAUUCAACGGAGUGAGGCGGCGCAUCAAUCUGACAAGGAGAAGGAAUCCCGUGCAAAGCAGGAGCCUCGUCCGGAUGCAGAUCUGUCGACUGAGCAGCUGCAUACGAGGUUGGAAGAGCAUAUCGCUCGAGACACCCUGUCCGCAGAUGCCUUCUGGACGGCGUUUCUCGCUGGAGAACUAACAGACUGGAAUCACUACAGCUACCUGCGCGCGAUAUACUUCCUGAUCCUCGACUCGAAGAACAAGGGCGACGUCUACGCGAUAGGCAAAGAAGUCUCCAAAGCCCUAACACGCUUCAAAGAAACAUCCCCACACCUAUCCUCCGACAUGCCGCCGCACUUCAGCGUGACGCUAUCCACAUUCUGGACACUGCAACUCGAACGCACAAUCCAGCUCUACCGCAAGUCCACAAUGAGCGAAUUCCUCCCCUCGCGAGAGGACUUCGCCCACGUCCUCCGACACACCCCCUUCCUAAUGAACAGACACCUCUGGGUCGCGCACUUCCGCAACGACCCAGAUAAGCGCACAGGCAGAUCGCCCGAUUUCUUCCACAAGCCGGACCUGCGGCCAUUGAAUAUGGAGACAGAGUACCUCGCUGACCCCGCGACGCUCCCGGUUCCAAGUACGGGGCCCGAUCGGUUGCUGAGGUAUGCCUUCAGCGUGAUGCGGCACUUGCGAAAGAGUGGGACGACGCAGCGCGGACUCGGGAUCGAGGAUGCGCUUGUUUCGCUGCAGCAGGCGACUUUUCGGUCUCGGACCUUGGACGAGAGUUUGCCGUGUUAUUCGGAGACGCAGGCGUAUUUCUGGAUUCUGGUUGUUGGUGCGGCGAUGGCAGUGCUGGAUGGUCUUGAGAAGAGGGAAAACGAGAAGCCCGUCGAUGGGAAAAGGUUGUCGUUUUCAACAUUCAAGAAAAUCUUCCAGAUCCGUCCUGAGCUUUGGAAGGAGUAUUAUUCGAAGAAGGUGUGGGAGGGGAUCGGGGCAAGGUCCAAGUUUGUCAUGCCGGAUCGCAAGCCGCUGCCUGACGCCUUUCCAUGCGAUGCAGAGAGGGCGAGAGAAUUAUCAUCGAUCGAUAGAUCCACAGACGACGAACCGCAUCUCCCUUCCUCAAUCGAAGAGCGCCUCUUUCGCUUCCGCCUCCUCAAGCGCGAAAUCAACGACCUUGACGUAGCUCCCGCGCUCAGCGAGGCAAUCACCACGCACGGUCACCUCCUCUUCUACCUAUACACAGCAUUCGCCCGAAAACCGGCCCCAGAAGAGGAAGGUGAGAAGGAGACGACAACACUACUACUCGCGCACCGCGCCCGAACGCUCUUUAGCUCAAUAACGGGACCGACGGUAGCCGGCGCGACAGCACGCAACUUCUGGAUCCAGCAGGUGGGCGUUGCAAUGUCGCAUUGUGGCAGGGAUCAGGGUCAUUCGACAUUCACCGAAUUUAUUACGCGCAAUGCGCACCUGGUGCUAGAUGAUAGUCUGCCUGCUGUUUAUUACUCGCCUAGGACUUGGGCGAGUGCCGAGGCGAGGGAGAGGAUCGUCGCUCCCGAUAGGCGGAGGAUGGAGAUGGUUGUUGAGUUGGAGGAGGAGGAUAGGGAGGGCGAGAGUGAAGAGUGGGUGCAUGUCAAGACGGGAUGAUGGAGAUGAGUAUACUGUCUCAGAAUAAUCUCAAUAACCAAGAACAUCACGGUCUCCUCCGUCUUCUGAUUGCGAUGGCGAUUGCAAUUCCAACUGGCAUUGCACGCGAUAGCAGUCAUCCAGCC
Messenger RNA from Aspergillus calidoustus, 2312 nucleotides. The record is from the annotation of a GenBank genome assembly. NCBI's taxonomy places the organism in Eukaryota, Fungi, Ascomycota, Eurotiomycetes, Eurotiales, Aspergillaceae.